Messenger RNA from Closterium sp. NIES-67, 253 nucleotides. The record is from the annotation of a GenBank genome assembly. NCBI's taxonomy places the organism in Eukaryota, Viridiplantae, Streptophyta, Zygnematophyceae, Desmidiales, Closteriaceae.
CAACCCAAAUAUGGGAGAUGAGGAGAGAGGCAGAGAAGGGGAGCAGGAGAGGAUGGUAGCGAGAGAGAAGGGGAGAGAGAGAGAGAGAGAGAGAGAGAGAGAGAGAGAGAGAGAGAGAGAGAGAGAGAGAGAGAGAGAGAGAGAGAGAGAGAGAGAGAGAGAGAGAGAGAGAGAAGGGCAGAGGGGGGGAAGGGUAGAGGGAGAUAAGGGAAGCGGGAGAGAAGGGUAGAGGGAGAUAAGGAAGCCUACGAGA